Molecule: messenger RNA, 781 nt
Organism: Eriocheir sinensis (Chinese mitten crab)
Lineage: Eukaryota; Metazoa; Arthropoda; Malacostraca; Decapoda; Varunidae
Exons: 2
Coding region: 200-781 (193 amino acids)
Source: RefSeq, a predicted model, not a curated record
UUUUUUUACCCAAAGCUGAUUUUUUUUUACCCCGUCUUGGUUUUAUAUUACCCCAUGUUUAAACAUGUUCGUGAUGUGUAGUGUGUGAUUGACAGUCGGUCUGUCUUGUUGAAACCUGUUACUCAUAUGACUCGGUCCACUGUUCACAGGAGUGUGCAUGAUCAUUAGCCAGUAAGAAGCAGCAGGGUUAAGUGCCACAAUGCCGAGGACAUAUAAAAAGUUUGAAAGGCCAUAUACGAAAGCCACAAUUCAACUUGCUGUGCAGGAAGUUAAAGAUGGUUCCUCCAUUAGAGCAGCCAGCGCCAAGCAUCACAUGUCAUAUUCUCUUUUGAGAAAGCAUGUCAAGAGAAGUGAAAGUGAAGAAUCUUUCAAGGAUGAUAUGAGGGGAAAGAAGACGGUACUUGCAACUGAAGUGGAAGAGAAGAUUGCAGAUACAAUCAAGAGAAUGGAGAAAAUGGGACUAGGGCCAACACUGUUAGAGUUUCGUGAGAUUGUCAAAGAUUUCUUGCUUGCCAAUGGACUAGAGACAGUGUUUAAAGAUGGCAUGCCUGGUUAUGAAUGGGCAACUGCCUUCAUGCACAGGCACAACAUGACUCUGAAGACCGGUGGUAUGAUGCAACUGGCAAGGAAGAGUGUAACUAGUGAUCCAUUCGUCAUUUAUGGCUUCUAUGAGCUUCUGAGACAAGAAAUGGCACGACUUGAGAUCAUGGAACGCCCAGAGUGUAUCUGGAAUCUCGACGAAACUGGUUUCCCACUAGACCCAUCAAAAGCAAAACUAUAG